This is a messenger RNA of Penicillium waksmanii, 1095 nucleotides long. Its product is annotated as adenosine deaminase family protein. Gene Ontology annotation, biological process: hypoxanthine salvage; adenine catabolic process. The transcript has a single exon. Gene Ontology annotation, molecular function: adenine deaminase activity. Bases 1 to 1095 code for a protein of 364 amino acids. The record is from RefSeq and is a predicted model, not a curated record. Lineage: Eukaryota; Fungi; Ascomycota; Eurotiomycetes; Eurotiales; Aspergillaceae. Gene Ontology annotation, cellular component: cytosol.
AUGGACGGACUUGUUAUUUCCCCUUUCAUCGCAAACCUGCCGAAAGUUGAACUUCAUGUUCAUAUUGAAGGCACUUUGACGCCUUCUUUGCGCUGGGAAUUAGCCCGGCGUAACAAAAUUACACUACCGUACGAGAGUUUUGACGAACUUAAAGCCUCAUACGCCGUGACUCUCAACCAUCGUCCCGAGCUCAACGGUCGCCAGCCAGGAAUUCCAACAUUCUUGGAAGCUUAUUUCGCCGGUUGCGAAGUAUUGCGUACCGAGAAUGACUUUUACGAUCUUGCAAUGGCUUAUCUUAGCCGCUGUGCCACUAUGAAUGUUCGGUACGCAGAGCCUUUCUUCGAUAUUCAGGCACAUACGCGUCGCGGUGUUUCCGCCACCGCAGUUCUUGAUGGCUACUUGCGCGCCCAAAGAGACGCAGCAGCACAAUUCAAUGUGAAAUCGCAGUGGAUCAUGUGCUUUUUACGUGACGAGCCGGUGGAAGAUGGCCUAGCCGCAUACCAUGAGGCUAGGCCCUGGGCAGCCGGGACUGUUCAAGGUGGCAAGGGGCUUUUUCAUGCCGUGGGACUGGCAAGCAAUGCAUAUGAGAGACCUCCGAUGCUAUUCGAAGAAGGUUUCAAUCUGGCACGAGCAGACGGUCUUCAUAUCACUAUGCACUGCGACUUCGGACAAAAAGACACUCACGCCCAUAUGAACGAGGCUAUAUUUCAAGUAUGCGAAGGCAAGGGGUCGGAGCGCAUUGACCAUGGACUUGACGCAGAGGACCGCGAAGAGCUUUGGCGCGGUUUACUUGAAAGAAAGAUUGGGUUGACCUUAUGCCCCCACGCCUAUCAUCGGAGAACACCCACUGAAGUUCUGUUUCCCAAGAUUCGGAGACUCUUGGAAAAGGGAGUGAAAUUCUGCAUAAACAGUGAUGAUCCAACUUUAAUGCAUGACGUUUGGAUCGAAGGAAACAUGCAGAAGGUGUUUACUUACUGUGAAUUUAACAAGGCGGAGAUGGUAAAACUUGCGAGAAACGCGGUGGAUAUGUGUUGGGCCAGUGACGACGAAAAGGUUUCCAUAUACAGAGAGCUGGAUGAUAUUUCUGUAGUAUGA